AUGGAGAGACUCACUGACGCUGCCGACUACGAUUCCGACGAAAUCUCUGGGACUGUACCACGCUCACGGUCCAAGUUUGGAAAUGAUCAUGCAUACAAUGCACUCCGAACUAGGUGCGUUCCUGGGAUUGGAUUGGUGAAUCAGAAAGAUAAGAAACGGAUCUACGAGCCCAUGAGGGAGAUGUAUAUAGAAGGCCCAGUUGGAUAA
Protopolystoma xenopodis is the source of this 207-nucleotide messenger RNA. NCBI's taxonomy places the organism in Eukaryota, Metazoa, Platyhelminthes, Monogenea, Polystomatidea, Polystomatidae. The record is from the annotation of a GenBank genome assembly.